Panonychus citri (citrus red mite) is the source of this 2391-nucleotide messenger RNA. It is a transcript of the gene Gbeta13F, whose product is annotated as guanine nucleotide-binding protein G(I)/G(S)/G(T) subunit beta-1. Gene Ontology annotation, cellular component: heterotrimeric G-protein complex; cytoplasm. Gene Ontology annotation, biological process: G protein-coupled receptor signaling pathway. The transcript has 7 exons. NCBI's taxonomy places the organism in Eukaryota, Metazoa, Arthropoda, Arachnida, Trombidiformes, Tetranychidae. Gene Ontology annotation, molecular function: protein binding; signaling receptor complex adaptor activity. The coding region runs from base 393 to 1415 and encodes 340 amino acids. The record is from RefSeq and is a predicted model, not a curated record.
GAUGAACAUUAAUCCUCUGUCCUGAUCAGCGUAAGAAUCAAAGCUGCUGCUUUUACUCUUUCUGACAGCGCUUAUUCUCUCUCUUAUCAUCUGCCUAUUUUCUCUCUCUACUCUGUUCACCACCACCAUCACCACACUCUCUCUGUCUCUGUGUAUCUUUAAACUCUCUCUCUCUCUAUCUUUCAUUCUUACCGUUACCACCAUUUUUAUUUCACCGUUCACAUUAUAUACAAACACAAAAACACUCAUAUUCGCUUUUCUCUUUUUCUCUCUCUCUCUCUCUUUCUCUCUUUCUCUCUUAGUUUCUCUUUCUCCUCUUCUCUCCUCUCAUCAUCUCAUUAUCACCAUCACCUUCAUCCUACCAUUUUUUUUUCAUCAAUUAAAUUCGCAAAAUGAAUGAAUUGGAUAAUUUGAGACAAGAAGCAGAAACCUUGAAGAAUACAAUCAGGGAUGCUAGGAAAGCCGCUUGCGAUACUACUCUUGUCCAAGCUACAAGUAGUAUGGAACCUGUUGGCCGCAUCCAAAUGCGGACUAGAAGAACACUUCGUGGGCAUUUAGCUAAAAUUUACGCCAUGCAUUGGGGAUCUGAUUCUAGAUACCUUGUAUCAGCCUCUCAGGAUGGUAAAUUAAUAGUUUGGGACGCAUACACCACAAAUAAAGUCCAUGCCAUUCCAUUGAGGUCUAGCUGGGUCAUGACUUGUGCCUAUGCCCCAUCAGGUUCUUAUGUUGCCUGUGGAGGUCUAGAUAAUAUAUGCUCGAUCUACAGUUUAAAAACAAGGGAAGGAAAUGUUCGAGUUAGUCGUGAACUACCAGGCCACACUGGUUAUUUAUCUUGCUGUCGAUUUUUAGACGAUAACCAAAUCGUCACUAGUUCUGGAGAUAUGACUUGUGCUCUUUGGGAUAUUGAGACUGGCCAACAGUGUACAUCCUUUACUGGACACACAGGAGAUGUCAUGUCCCUUUCAUUAUCUCCUGAUAAUCGUACAUUUGUCUCUGGAGCCUGUGACGCUUCAGCUAAGUUGUGGGAUAUUCGAGAUGGCCAAUGUAAGCAAACUUUCCCUGGUCAUGAGUCUGACAUAAACGCAGUCACGUUUUUUCCAAAUGGCUAUGCCUUUGCAACUGGCUCAGAUGAUGCUACUUGUCGUCUUUUCGAUAUUAGAGCUGACCAAGAAUUGGCUAUGUACUCCCAUGAUAACAUCAUUUGUGGAAUUACCUCUGUUGCAUUCUCCAAGAGUGGAAGACUUUUAUUAGCCGGUUAUGAUGAUUUCAACUGUAAUGUUUGGGACUCUAUGAAAGCAGAAAGAGCCGGUGUAUUGGCUGGUCAUGACAACCGAGUUAGUUGCUUAGGAGUGACGGAAGACGGAAUGGCCGUAGCUACAGGAUCAUGGGACAGUUUCCUUAAAAUCUGGAAUUGAUUGGAAAAGGAAAACAAAGUCAACAUCAUCAACCAAAUAUUAAAAUUACAACCAACCAUUAAAACAAAUUACAAUACAAUUAACCAAUUAACAUCAACUACAACAACAACAACAACAAAAUCAUCUACAUUAACAUCUACAAAUACAACAACAAAAACAACCACUACUACAUCAACAAUGUCAACAACGUUAACAAUUAAAACAGCAACAGAAAAAUCAAGUACUACAACCAAUAUCAAUAUAUACACGAAAACACAAGUUGUAUCAUUGCAACCAGCAAACAACGUUGAUCACCAACAAUUAAAGAAACCGAAAAAAAUUUCAAAAAAUGAACCAACCAAACACACAAAAAAACCUAACAUACUACAACACACAAAUCAAACCAUCUUCGAGUGGAUUUCAUUUACUAUAAUUAAUAUAUUUACCAUGAUGAUUAUCUCAUUAUUGUUAACCGAUAUUUCGGCAAUAAAAAACACAAACAUGUUGCCAGAUUGCAAAAGAAAAAAACAAAAAUGGAAACAAAGCAAAAACGAAAACAUUUUCAAAAUCUUCUCUAUCUCCUCUCUUCAAGUCUUAUUCACGUUCUGUUUUAUUCAAUGACAAACAACAAGAAAAAACUCUUUUCAUACCCACCAUUAUUUACCAAUCAUACACAAUCAACUCGAUUCUUCAAAGGGUUAUUUCCUCAUAGUCUUUUUCCUCUUUCUCUCUUCCUCCCUCUCCCUCCACUCUCAUCAUUCUCAUCAUUUUCAUCUUCAUUAAUAUCGCACAAAUCCUCCUCUCCCACCUCUCUCUCUCUCUUUCUCUCUCUCAUUCUAUCUUUUUCUUUCUCUUCCUCCAUCUCCUCGUUAUGAUCUGUUGUAUGUGUAAUUUUGUUUUAAAAAAUAACUAAUUUCAGUAAUCAUGAUGUAAACAGUUAUGUAAUUUUCAAUUCCAAAUCCCUGCAAUUUUAUAAACAAUCAUCAUCAUCAUCAAA